ACAUGCAUACACGCCCUUCAAAAAUGAAUUAGGGCUUGGCCACCACUCUUUAUAUCACGUUGCUACUAAGGCAAUUGUACGAAUAUAUUCUCUCUCUACAUUUCUCUCUCUUUCUCUCUCAUAUUUCUCUCCGGAGCUUCUGUUUCUCAAUUUUAGGUUACGAAAUCAUGGGCAAGGGUCCGGGUCUCUACUCCGAUAUUGGCAAAAGAGCUCGAGAUCUUCUGUACAGGGAUUACCAGAGCGACCACAAGUUCACAAUCACCACAUACUCUCCCACUGGAGUUACUCUCACUUCAACAGGAAUAAAGAAAGGUGACCUGUUUUUGGCUGAUGUCAAUACUCAGUUGAAGCACAAGAAUGUCACCACUGAUAUCAAAGUGGACACCAGUUCCAAUCUCCUGACCACUGUAACAGUUGACGAGCCUGCUCCUGGACUGAAGACUAUCUUAAGCUUUAGAGUUCCUGAUCAAAGGUCUGGCAAACUGGAACUUCAAUACCUGCAUGACUAUGCGGGAAUAAGCUCAAGCGUUGGGUUGACUGCUAACCCUAUUGUGAACUUCUCUGCUGUUCUGGGAAGCAACAAACUUGCUGUGGGGAGUGAUGUGUCUUUUGACUCCAAGGAAGGAGCUAUCACCAAGUGCAAUUUUGGAGCCAGCUUCACAAACUCUGAUCUGAUUGCUGCUUUGACAUUGAAUGACAAGGGUGACACAUUGAGCGCUUCAUACUAUCACACAGUUAACCCAUUGACCAACACUGCUGUUGGUGCAGAGGUGACCCAUAGCUUCUCAAGUAAUGAGAAUACCAUCACCGUUGGUACUCAACAUUCCUUGGAUCCAUUGACCAUGGUGAAAGCACGAGUAAACAACUUUGGCAAGGCUAGUGCGUUGAUCCAACAUGAAUGGCGUCCGAAGUCGCUCAUCACUGUGUCGACUGAGGUGGACACCAAGUCUAUCGACAAGAGUGCUAAGUUUGGGGUGGCCUUAGCUCUCAAGCCAUAAGUGGUGAUUCUGAUUUGUGGUUGGAUGGUUUGAAUGAGGAUUUUAUCCAAAGACAUGCUUGAUGCUGGUUCUUUUGGCGGCUUAUUGGUAAUCAUAGAAAUAAUCUAGGGUGUUGCCUGAACUUUUUGGAGUUCUCUUUUUAAAUUUUAUCAGGUGAAUUUAUAUCCUUUGUUGUUUGCUCUGACCCUCAUGUUUUCUGCAAUCAAGACCUCUAUCAUUUCUUGGUGAA
Messenger RNA from Sesamum indicum (sesame), 1227 nucleotides. RefSeq names its product mitochondrial outer membrane protein porin of 34 kDa. NCBI's taxonomy places the organism in Eukaryota, Viridiplantae, Streptophyta, Magnoliopsida, Lamiales, Pedaliaceae. Gene Ontology annotation, molecular function: voltage-gated monoatomic anion channel activity. The record is from RefSeq and is a predicted model, not a curated record. Gene Ontology annotation, biological process: monoatomic anion transmembrane transport. Gene Ontology annotation, cellular component: mitochondrial outer membrane.